Messenger RNA from Vicugna pacos (alpaca), 616 nucleotides. Lineage: Eukaryota; Metazoa; Chordata; Mammalia; Artiodactyla; Camelidae. The record is from RefSeq and is a predicted model, not a curated record.
AGGGCGCUCACUUCCUACUCACCAGUCAGCGGGGAGGAAUCCUCUGAGCAGCCACGUAGGCAUUCUCUUCUCUCUGGAGGAAAAGGCCCAGCAGCUGUCGGAGGAAAAGGCUCACCAGCUGUCAGAGCGAAGGGACAUGUCGCAGCUAAGUAAGAAUUUGGGUGAUUCGAGUCCCCCGGCGGAGGCCCCCAAGCCUCCAGUCUAUAGCCGCCCUACGGUUCUGAUGCGGGCCCCGCCCGCUUCCUCCCGGGCUCCGCCAGUCCCUUGGGAUCCACCUCCGAUUGAUUUGCAGGCUUCACUGGCCGCUUGGCAGGCACCUCAGCCUGCCUGGGAGGCCCCGCAGGGCCAGCCGCCUGCCCCAGUGGCUCCGAUGGCCCAACCUCCAUCCCUAGGGGCUCCGAUGGUCCAGGCUCCCCCUCUGGGAGGCCCGAUGGGGAAGCCUCCGACUCCCGGAGUCCUGAUGGUGCAUCCUCCCCCUCCGGGAGCCCCGAUGGCCCAGCCUCCGACUCCGGGAGUCCUGAUGGUGCAUCCUUCGGCUCCCGGGGCCCCCAUGGCCCAUCCUCCUCCUCCUGGGACCCCGAUGGCCCACCCUCCUCCUCCCGGGACCCCGAUGGCC